Molecule: messenger RNA, 3626 nt
Organism: Nymphalis io (European peacock)
Lineage: Eukaryota; Metazoa; Arthropoda; Insecta; Lepidoptera; Nymphalidae
Gene: Ctps
Product: CTP synthase
Exons: 10
Coding region: 196-2010 (604 amino acids)
Biological process (GO): pyrimidine nucleobase biosynthetic process; CTP biosynthetic process
Cellular component (GO): cytoplasm; cytoophidium
Molecular function (GO): identical protein binding; CTP synthase activity
Source: RefSeq, a predicted model, not a curated record
CUAACUAAUCAAUUCCCAAUUGUCAAUUUACAGCAACCGCGCGGUUCGCAAUAAGUGUUGUGUUUUGCGCGUGUAAUUUUGUGGUUAUAACGUAAAUGUGCGCAUACAAAUAUAAUAUAUACGCGAUUCUGGUUUACCCUAUUUUUUUACCAUUUUUAUUUGCUUUUGUAAAAAAAUAAAUAUUUUUGUACCAAGAUGCCGGAUUUGAAGUACAUUUUGGUCACUGGUGGAGUUAUUAGUGGUGUUGGUAAAGGUGUCAUUGCAAGUUCAUUUGGCACGAUUCUAAAGAGCUGUGGAAUUGAUGUGACUUCAAUUAAAAUUGAUCCAUACAUUAACAUCGACGCAGGAACAUUUUCUCCCUAUGAACAUGGUGAAGUUUACGUACUCGAUGACGGUGGGGAAGUUGAUCUUGAUCUUGGCAACUAUGAGCGCUUUUUAGAUAUAACAUUACAUAGGGAUAAUAAUAUUACAACUGGUAAAAUAUACCAGCAAGUUAUAGAACGUGAGCGACGAGGAGACUAUCUGGGAAAGACUGUGCAAGUAAUACCACACAUAACCGAUGCUAUACAAGAAUGGGUGCAAAGAGUAGCUCAUAUCCCUGUAACACCAGAAAACACACCACCAAAAGUGUGUAUUGUAGAAUUGGGUGGCACCAUCGGAGAUAUAGAAGGGAUGUCAUUUGUAGAAGCAUUUAGACAGUUUCAAUUUCGAGUAAAAAGGGAGAAUUUUUGCUGUGCUCAUGUCUCUUUAAUACCAAUGCCGAGGUCAACUGGUGAACCUAAAACUAAGCCAACACAAUCAUCAGUUCGUGAAUUACGUGGUCUCGGAUUGUCACCUGAUUUGAUUUUAUGUCGCUCUGAAAAACCUAUUAACCAUAAUGUCAAAGAAAAAAUAUCAAACUUCUGCCAUGUUGCACCAGAACAGGUUAUAUGCAUCCAUGACCUUACUUCAGUUUACCACGUCCCACUCCUGAUGGAAGCUCAGGGUGUUGUCCAAUACUUAAACGAAAGACUACAGUUGAAUAUUGCCUUACCAAGACCAUCGAGAUUUAUGCAAAAAUGGCGUAACCUUGCGAAGCGUGUUGAUAAUUUGCGCAAAGAAGUAAACAUCGCUCUUGUUGGAAAGUAUACAAAGUUAGAAGACAGCUAUGCAAGUGUUACUAAAGCAUUGCAACACGCUUCUAUCGCGGCCUGCUGUAAGCUCAACUUAACUUAUAUUGAAGCUGUCAAUUUGGAAAAGCAAACAAAAAUUGAUGAUCCUGUCGUCUACCACAAAGCAUGGCAAGAUCUUUGUAAGAGCGACGGAGUAAUAGUUCCUGGUGGAUUUGGACAGCGAGGUAUUGAAGGCAAGAUAGAAGCAUGCCAAUGGUGCAGAGAGACACAGAAGCCCAUGCUAGGUAUAUGCCUCGGCUUGCAAGCGGCUGUUAUUGAGUUCGCUAGAAACGUGCUGGGAUUAAAAGGUGCUAACAGUACGGAAGUAAACCCGGACUGUGAGGAUAAACUAGUUAUUGACAUGCCGGAACACCAUCCGGGCAACCUCGGCGGCACCAUGAGGUUGGGGAACAGGAAGACUUAUCUGGAACCUAGUGUUGUGUCAAAGUUAUAUAAGAAGGACGUGAUAGAAGAGCGUCACAGACACCGCUACGAAGUUAACCCGGAAUAUAUCGAGCGCCUGCAGGCGGCUGGACUACGGUUCGUGGGGCGCGACUCGACUCGCACGCGCAUGGAGGUGGCGCUGGUAGACACGCACCCCUACUACGUGUCCGUACAGUUCCACCCGGAGUACCUAUCGCGCCCGCUAUCACCGAGCCCACCGUUUUUGGGACUAAUUUUGGCUUCGAUUGGAAAAUUGAAAAACUAUUUAUCUAAAGGAUGUCGUUUGAGCCCCAGAAAUCAAUCAGAUGUCAGUUCAGAUGAAGAUGAAAUAUCAGAAGAAAUAUCAUCACUUACAUUAAUAGAUGAAAAGAAGGUUGUUGAAAAUGGAACAGACAUACUAAAUGGCGUAAAUUAAAUUUGUUAUUUUAGGUAUGAGUUAAGCUGUUUUGUUGUAAAAAAAACUAUUUAAAAAGUAGAAGAAAUAAUUUAGAAUCAGUUACUUAUCAAUUAUAAUAUUAUAAGUAAUGUGACACUUAUUAAAAUUUAAUCCUACAUGCAUAGGAUACGUUAUGCGACACAAGGAUAACUUUGUUUUUUACAGCAAGGAUGUACGUAAUUCCUAUUUUAAAAUAUUGUAGGUAAAAAAACACCAACUGUGUUGUUGUCUAGAUUAAAAAAAAAACUGUUUAAACUAUUGAGGUCACACAAAAAAAAAACAGGUUAUUUUUGAUAACUUUUUGUUAUAUUUCGAUAAUCAAUUAUAAAUAUAAUCAAUUCUCUUUCCCACUUAUUAACGGUUACGAAAUAACCAUGAAUAUCAUAUAUAACAAGAUUUCAUUUUAAUUAAUAAUAUUCUGUUUUCUUUAUAAAAUAAGGUUUGGUUAUCAGUGAUAACAUAAAUUAUAGACAUAAAAAGAAUAAGAGAUACAAAACUUGUAUCCUUUUUAAAUGUUACUUGUAUUUACAUUAAUAAAAGAAAAUAUAUAUUUAAUAUUCCUUUAUAUUAUUCUUAUUUGCAAGUUUAUGUAUGUAUGUUUUAAAUUUCAUAUGGAUUUACCAUUACAAUGGAUUAUUGGGAUUAUAUUGCCUCAACAAGUUUUCUUGAAAGUUAUUUCAAAGUAACUUCUAUAUUUACUUGAAUUUUUAAGUCAUCUUUAAAUGUUAAAUUCGAGUAAUUUUUAUCAACACUUUUAAAACUCGUUGCACAUAGAUAAGAUUUAUAUAUGUAUACUAGAUAUGUGUGUAUAGAACUUUUAAAUCUGUGUGUAUUUUAUCUGUAAGAAAAGCUUUGUUGUGUAACAACAAUGACUGGGAUGAAAGUGUCCUUAUAGUUUGUAGUUUUAUUUUUUGUAAAAAAUAGACACUGCUUUGUUUGUCUGAUCUUUUUAACUAAUAUAUUUUUCAUAUUAAUCCUUCAGUUGAAUAAUCAUUUUUAAUAUUUGUAGUUCUUAUUUUGUAAUGUUAAAGCUAUUCGUUAGGAAUCUCUUAUAAGUUAUUUUUUAAUUCAUUUUUGAAUGAAACUGUGCCAAUUAGUUAAGUAUUUUCAUUUUAAUUAAAAUGACAACCAUUAGCUCAAAAUACUGUUUGAAUGAACUAGACGAACUAGAAAUUGGACGGACCUCAUUAGUGUCUGGAUGUUUCAAAAUUUUCAUAGUGUGAGGCAUUUUUUAAAUCAUAAAUAGAAAAAAAUAUUACGAAGUUAAAAUUGCUCUGUUGUGUUAUCUCUGUUUGCUUUCAUAUAUUUAAAUAUAGAAGUAUGUAUGUAAGUAUAAGUAUGGGUGAGCUUUUCCCAAAUUUCCUAUUACUACAUACUGUAUGUAUGUACUUAUUAAUGUGAAAUAAGAUAUGGGUUAUUACUGUACUCUAGUACUGUACUCUAUAAUGUACUAUAUUGUGUAUAAUUAAUAAUGCUUAAACAAUUAAUGUCAUUCCAAUAUCAAACUAAUACAAAUGCCGGAAAUGGGUGUUUGGUAGAAUUGUAAGGAAAAAUGAUUGUUGUGUAACACAUGUCAUAAUAAACUAUAAUCUAUA